Stegastes partitus (bicolor damselfish) is the source of this 6762-nucleotide messenger RNA. RefSeq names its product calcium channel, voltage-dependent, L type, alpha 1F subunit a (gene cacna1fa). The record is from RefSeq and is a predicted model, not a curated record. Gene Ontology annotation, biological process: calcium ion import across plasma membrane. Gene Ontology annotation, cellular component: membrane; voltage-gated calcium channel complex. The transcript is spliced from 46 exons. Bases 1 to 6114 code for a protein of 2037 amino acids. Gene Ontology annotation, molecular function: high voltage-gated calcium channel activity. NCBI's taxonomy places the organism in Eukaryota, Metazoa, Chordata, Actinopteri, Pomacentridae.
AUGCAGGCAAACAAAUCUGCCCUCAGGGCCCCCCGAGCGCUGUGCUGCCUCACUCUGAGCAACCCCAUCCGCAUGGCAGCGCUGGCCCUAGUGGAGUGGAAAUAUCCUUUCUCUGAGUCGUUCUUCAAGCCUUUUGAUAUUUUCAUUCUACUUGCCAUUUUUGCCAACUGUGUGGCCAUGGGUGUUACCAAGCCAUACCCAGAUGAUGAUUCCAAUGCUACAAACCACCAACUAGAACAAGUUGAGUAUGUCUUCCUCGUCAUCUUCACCAUUGAGACUUUCACUAAAAUCCUUGCCUACGGCUUAGUCAUGCACCCCAGCGCCUACAUACGCAGCGGAUGGAACUUGCUUGAUUUCGUUAUCGUCAUUGUCGGGUUGUUCAGCGUGAUAGCGGAGGGCAUGACGGAUCACAAGCCAGGAGAGGCCCAUCAUGCUGCAGGAAAACCGGGAGGCCUGGAUGUCAAAGCUCUCAGAGCAUUCAGGGUGCUGCGACCGCUUCGACUCGUAUCUGGAGUGCCAAGUUUACAGAUUGUGUUGAACUCCAUCAUGAAAGCCAUGGUCCCCCUUCUCCACAUUGGUAUGCUGGUCAUGUUUGUCAUCAUCAUCUACGCCAUCAUCGGUUUGGAGCUUUUCAUCGGCAGGAUGCACAAAACGUGCUACUUCCUGAGCACAGGUCUCAUGGUGGAGGACGAUCCAUCUCCUUGUGCGUUUGCCGGCAGCGGGCGCUUUUGUGUGGGCAACGGGACAGAGUGCAGGGGCAAGUGGGAGGGUCCCAACGGCGGGAUCACAAACUUUGACAACAUCUUCUUUGCUAUGCUGACAGUCUUCCAGUGCAUCACCAUGGAGGGUUGGACUGAUGUGCUCUAUUGGAUGAACGAUGCCAUAGGUUACGAGAUUCCAUGGAUUUACUUUGUUUCUCUGGUCAUCUUCGGGUCAUUUUUCAUCAUCAAUCUCGUAUUGGGUGUGUUGAGCGGAGAGUUCUCUAAGGAAAGAGAAAAGGCUGUGGCUCGUGGUGAGCUACAGAAGGCCCAGGAGAGCAAGCAGAUGGAGGAGGACAUGAUUGGCUACAUGGACUGGCUCAUAGAGGCAGAGGAUGUGGAUGAAGAAGGAAACAAACGUGCUGCAAUUGCAAAGAAAAAGAUGAUGAAGAAGUUCGGCUGGUACAAACACAGUGAGGAUGGAGGAGAGUCAGACUCAGACGAUGAUAUCGCGUACCUCGAUGAUGACAACGGCUGCUGUGCUUCUCUUAUGGCAAAGUUGAUGGCCAAUAGCUUCUGUGACCAGCUGUGCCAGCUGAACCAUACUUUUAGGAAGAACUGCCGCGUUGCCGUCAAGACCACUAAUUUCUACUGGUUGGUGCUUCUGCUGGUGUUUCUUAACACAGUGGCCAGCGCCUCCGAGCAUUAUGGACAGCCAAAGUGGCUCACAGAAAUGCAAGAGCGAGCCAAUAAGAUCCUGCUGCUGCUGUUUACUCUGGAGAUGCUGAUGAAGAUGUACGCCUUCGGUCUGCAGAUCUAUUUUAUGGCACUGUUCAACCGCUUUGAUUGCUUUGUGGUGUGCGGCGGUAUUCUCGAGACACUGCUUGUGGAGCUGGAGGUCAUCCCGCCCAUUGGCAUCUCCGUGCUGCGCUGCAUUCGACUGCUCAGGAUAUUUAAGAUGACUCGACACUGGGCUGCCCUGUCUGAUCUGGUCAAUUCCCUGCUCAACUCCAUGAAAGCUAUCUGCUCCCUUCUGCUCCUGCUCUUCCUCUUCCUCAUCAUCUUCGCCUUGCUGGGAAUGCAGUUGUUCGGAGGCAAAUUCAACUUUGACGAGACUCAGAUGAAGAGAAGCACCUUUGACUCGUUCCCUCAGGCUCUGCUCACAUGUUUCCAGAUCCUCACCGGAGAGGACUGGAACGCUGUGAUGUAUGACGGCAUCAUGGCAUACGGAGGGCCCAUCUUCCCUAACAUGGUGGUUUGCAUUUACUUCGUCAUCCUCUUUGUCUGUGGUAACUACAUCCUGCUCAAUGUCUUCUUGGCUAUCGCUGUGGACAACUUGGCUGGAGGUGGUGGAAAGAAAAAAGUGGAAGAGAAAAAGGAAGAGGAGGAAGAGUGGGAUGAGGAUGAGGAGAAAGAGGACGAAGAUGCAGGGAACGAGGAGGAUGACUGGCAGGAAAACGAGGAGCUUCGAGCCAUCGAGGGACUGGAGGGCGUUGCUCCAUUAAAGCCAGAGUUCUCUGGGCCCAAAGAAAAGAUUGUGCCAAUACCUGAUGGAAGCUCCUUCUUCAUUCUUGGAAAGAAAAACUGUUUACGAGUCGCCUGCCACAACCUCAUCCAUCAUCCCUACUUCACCAACUUCAUCCUCAUCUUCAUCAUCCUCAGUAGUAUUUCACUGGCUGCUGAGGAUCCGAUAAAAUCCCACUCGUUCAGGAAUAUUGUGCUCGGAUACGCUGAUUAUGUAUUCACUUCAGUUUUCACCGUGGAGAUCGUGCUAAAGAUGACAGUCUACGGAGCUUUUCUGCACACCGGCUCCUUCUGCAGGAACGCCUUCAACCUUCUCGACCUGCUGGUUGUCAGUGUGUCGCUCACGUCUUUCUUUCUACACUCAAGUGCGAUCUCCGUGGUAAAAAUUCUCCGAGUGCUCCGAGUGCUCAGGCCUCUUCGAGCCAUUAACAGAGCAAAGGGACUGAAGAACGUGGUGCAGUGUGUGUUUGUGGCGAUCCGCACCAUCGGCAACAUCUUGAUCGUCACAACGCUCCUUCAGUUCAUGUUUGCUUGUAUUGGAGUGCAGCUGUUCAAGGGCAGAUUCUACAGCUGCACUGAUGAAGCCAAACACACUCCAGACGAGUGCAAGGGAACUUUUGUGGUCUACAAAGACGGAGAUAUGAACCACCCCAUGGUCAGAGAGCGGAUCUGGCAAAACAGUGAUUUCAACUUUGACAAUGUGCUGAUGGGCAUGUUGGCCUUAUUCACUGUGUCAACGUUUGAAGGCUGGCCACAGCUCCUUUACCGGGCCGUGGAUGCCAACGCCAUAAACCGAGGCCCUAUUUACAACUACCGAGUAGAAAUCUCCAUCUUUUUCAUCAUCUACAUCAUCAUCAUUGCCUUCUUCAUGAUGAACAUAUUUGUGGGUUUUGUCAUCAUCACAUUUCGAGAACAAGGAGAGGCCGAGUUCAAGAACUGCGAACUGAACAAAAAUCAACGUCAGUGUGUGUAUUAUGCACUAAAAGCUCAACCUAUAAAGAUUUACAUUCCCAAAAACCCAUCCCAGCUCAAAUUCUGGAAAAUUAUCAACUCCAGCCAGUUUGAGUACGUCAUGUUUGUACUGAUUCUGGGAAACACCCUCACUCUGGCUGUUCAGCAUUACGAGCAGUCCAAACUCUUCACCUCCAUCAUGGACAUCCUCAACAUGAUCUUCACUGUGGUUUUCACUAUAGAGAUGAUCAUCAAGUUACUGGCUCUGCGGGCUCAUCACUAUUUCAUUGAUCCUUGGAACUCAUUUGAUGCGCUGAUUGUCGUGGGGAGCGUGUUGGACAUUGCAGUCUCUGAGUUUAGCGGAGGAGGCGGCCACGGAGAGGGUGGUGGGAAAGGAGAAAGUGGAAAAGUGUCCAUCACGUUCUUCCGUUUAUUCCGAGUGCUGAGGUUGGUGAAACUGCUCAGCAAAGGAGAGGGCAUUCGAACUCUUCUCUGGACUUUUGUCAAAUCUCUGCAGGCUUUACCGUACGUUGGCCUCCUCAUUGCUAUGAUCUUCUUCAUCUACGCUGUGAUCGGCAUGCAGACAUUUGGGAAAGUGGCAGUUGAUGACGACACACACAUCAACAGAAACUGCAACUUCCAGACCUUCUUCAUGGCUGUUCUGGUCCUUUUCAGGUGUGCCACAGGAGAGCAGUGGCAGGAGAUCAUGUUGGCAGCUCUGCCCGGCAGACGCUGUGACCCAGAAUCUGACACUGAGCCCGGUGAAGAGUUCAGCUGUGGUAGCAACUUGUCCUACAUCUACUUCAUCAGCUUCUUCAUGCUCUGCGCUUACCUGAUUAUCAACUUAUUCAUUGCUGUUAUCAUGGACAACUUUGAAUAUCUAACACGAGACUGGACCGUGCUCGGCACUCAUCACCUGGACGAGUUUAAGAGAGUUUGGUCUGACUACGAUCCAGAGGCCACUGGCCGUAUAAAGCACAUCGAUGUGGUCACUAUGCUGCGGAGGAUUCAGCCACCUCUUGGCUUUGGAAAACUAUGUCCUCAUCGCGUUGCGUGCAAGAGACUGGUCGCUAUGAAUGUCCCGCUGCAUGCUGAUGGGACGGUCACCUUCAACGCUACUCUGUUUGCUCUGGUGCGAACUUCACUCAAGAUCAAGACCGAAGGCCCCAUCGACCAGCAGAAUGAAGAGCUGAAGGUGAUUAUUAAGAAGCUCUGGAAACGCACGAAGCCUAAACUCAUCGAUGAAGUCAUUCCUCCCCCUAGAGGGGACGAGGUGACUUGUGGGAAGUUUUAUGCCAGCUUCUUGAUUCAAGACUAUUUUAAAAAGUAUCGCAAGAGAAAAGAGAGGGAGAGGAAAUCCAAAAAGAAGGACAAGGCGGCUUCUCUGCAGCAAGGGCUGCGGACGCUGCAGGACCUGGCUCCAGAGAUGCGUUUGGCGAUGGCCUGUGACCUGGAAGACGAGGAGGCCACAGAGGGAGAGAUGACUGCCGAUGAGAUAUUCGACAGUGGAACGUCAGCGAACACGACGCCCGCCCCCACGCCAGUUCCACGUCUAGACAUGCUGGUAGAGCAGACGACCGUCAUCGUCGAACCCGAGCCCAAGGUCUCCAAUGGGGACGUGAUCACCGAGCAGGUGACGGGGUUGCAGGAGCACCAGAGACCAGGGUCAGAGCUGGCAGGUCUAAGCAUUGUGACGGAGCAGCCUGUGAGGUCUGAGCCUCUGCCCUUCAGGUCUGACUCGGUGACUGAGCUGCCUCCUCCUCCUCCUCCUCCUCCUCCAGAGAUGUCCGGUGGAGGAGAAGUUAUAGCUGAAGAACCAGUUGUUGUGGCUGCUGGAGGAGUUGAGCAAUUUUACAGCAGUGAGGGAGACGCUGCAAGUCUAGCAUCAGUAGACAGGUAUGCGUACCCAGAGGGUGUCUCUCCUGUACCCACUGAGACCGGCUACAAUGUCCAGAGUCUGGAAAGAGCGAGCAGCAUCGGAGAAAUACCCUAUGACACUCAUCACACCAAUGGCUUUGUGAGCAACGGCUACAGCGACGCCAACAUGAACAGUGGAAGUGUUGCCGCAAGUCCCACUCCCUACUCUGAGAACGGAUACAAUGGGAAUGGAUACACAGGCUAUAAUGGGAACGGCAGCAUAAUCAGCGCCAAUGGAAAUGGAAGCACAAUGAGCGGCUGCAAUGAAAAUGGCAGCACCGUCGAUGGUUACAACGGGAACGGCUACAACGGAAAUGAGAACAGCAGCACACAGUUUGUCAGGAGACGGCUACUUCCUACCAUACCCAAAGGUCGUAAGCCUGCCUUUAACUUCCAGUGUCUGAGGCCACAGAGCAGCGUGGACGACCUCCCCAUCCCAGGAACCUACCACGGCAACACGUCUCCAACCAGAUCCCGUCUACAGACCCAGCACAGUCUGGACUCGCGGCCCAGCAGCGUGUCUUCGAUGUCGUCCGCCUCCUGGGCCAACGCAACAGCAGCUGGCGCCACUCCUCUUCCAGGAAUAAUUGCCCCCUCAGGGCGCAGGGGUAAGCUCAUCUACACUCCUAUGAUCCUGGUGGACGAAGCCACUGGUACCAGCCAGCCGCUGUGGAACGACGGGUCUGCCAGCCUUCCGGCAGGACGACGUCCUGGCUGGUACCCUGGUCAGACCAGGACCUUCACCAGCGUGAGGAUGCCGCCUCCUGUCAACCAGGGCUUCGUAGACAAAGGCAGCGCAGACAGUCUGGUGGAGUCGAUCUUGAUCUCCGAGGGUCUUGGCGUCUACGCCAGGGACCCAAAGUUCGUGACUUUUGCCAAGCGGGAGAUUGCAGAAGCUUGUCACAUGAGUCUGGACGAAAUGGAGAACGCUGCUGCCGACCUGAUAGCACGAGGAGCCAGUCAGUCGAUUUCUCGCUUUGAGGAUGAGCUGGCUGAUGAAAUGAACUGUGUGAUUUCUUACUGAGAUCAGCAACGUGAGAAAGUGAAAAGUGAGGUUUGUAAAAAAAAAAAAACAACAAAACAAAAAAAACCAAAAAGUCUCUCAUGUGUGGAACAUCCUACAAGUGAUCAGUGAAGAUGUUUUUUCUUUUCAUACACAGUACGUUGAAUGUAUUUUACUUUUAUUUGUGAAUGCCAAAACAUACACACACACUGAUUUUAAGAGCACACGUCAGCAUGUGGCAGGACUCAGCAGGGCUUCCCUGUGAACUGCCUGGUGAACAUUUUCAUUGCAGUGUUUUACAGAAGAGUCGUCUGUGGCUCUCAGCAUUGGACUAUUUUUUGCAUUGUAUUCUGGUUUUGUACUGUACUUGAAUUGUUGUAACUUUAUACACACGCGUUGAGUCGCAAUUAAAGCGAAAAACUGUAAAUAAGAGUGUAAUAAACUCAUACAUGUAGCUCAAUAGUACUUUUUACACAGAUGAUGAGAGUUUGUGAGUGUCCAGCAGCAUUAGCUAUUUCAGAAAAAAUAUUUAAAUGCACUGAAUUUCCUCUAACAUGCAACAUGCAAACUUGAAGCAAAAAUAUCUGAAUGACUUUUUUGAGUUAUUGGAACUAUCUGGAUGGGUGGGUAUCGGAUGGGCACAAAUAAAAAAAACUGAUGUUUUCUCAA